CGCGCCGCGGGCGAGGAAGGCCCCCGACGCAGGCCCCGGAUAUUUGUGUCAGCGCCGUCGCCGCCGCCGUCCCAGCCGAUGGGUCGGGGUACACGCUCCCGCUCGCGGUCGGCGGGUCGCAGGGGCCGAAGGCAGCGGAGCCGGAGCGGAAGUCGGAGUCGAAGCCGAAGCAGGAGCCAUGGGCAGCGAAACCGGCGGCGCCGGGACGACGAGGGGCGGCGCAGGCGGCGGAGCCGGGAGCGCAGGUCGGAUUCGGAGGAGGAACGGUGGCAGCGGCGCGGGAGGCCGAGCCGGAGCCCGGCGCCGCGCCGGAGGCGCUCCCAGGACCGGUCCUCUCAGUCCGACUCGGGCGAUGAGCGGCGGCAGCAGCGGGGCGGAUGGGCGCCGCGCCGGCGGACGCGCUCCUGGUCCCCGGGCUCCUCGGCGUCCAGCUCGGCGUCCCCAGCGCGCUCCCGGAGCCCCGGGGCGGCGGCCGCGGCCCUGAGCCAGCAGCAGAGCCUGCAGGAGCGGCUGCGGCUGCGCGAGGAGCGGAAGCAGCAGGAGGAGCUGCGGAAGGCCUUCGAGACGCCCGAGGAGAAGCGCGCGCGGCGGCUGGCCAAGAAGGAGGCCAAGGAGAGGAAGAAGCGGGAGAAGAUGGGCUGGGGCGAGGAGUACAUGGGCUACACCAACACCGACAACCCCUUCGGCGACAACAACCUCCUGGGCACCUUCAUCUGGAGCAAGGCCCUGGAGAAGAAGGGGAUCAGCCACCUGGAGGAGAAGGAGCUGAAGGAGCGGAACAAGCGGAUCCAGGAGGACAAUCGGCUGGAGCUGCAGAAGGUGAAGCAGCUACGGCUGGAGCGGGAGCGGGAGAAGGCCAUGCGUGAGCAGGAGCUGGAGAUGCUGCAGCGGGAGAAGGAGGCGGAGCACUUCAAGACGUGGGAGGAGCAGGAGGACAACUUCCACCUGCAGCAGGCCAAGCUGCGCUCCAAGAUCCGCAUCCGGGACGGGCGGGCCAAGCCCAUCGACCUGCUGGCCAAGUACAUCAGCGCCGAGGACGACGACCUGGCUGUGGAGAUGCAUGAGCCCUACACCUUUCUCAACGGGCUCACGGUGGCCGACAUGGAGGACCUGCUGGAGGACAUCCAGGUGUACAUGGAGCUCGAGCAGGGCAAGAAUGCGGACUUCUGGCGAGACAUGACCAUCAUCACCGAGGAUGAGAUUGCCAAGCUGCGGAAGCUGGAGGCCUCGGGCAAGGGGCCAGGCGAGCGGCGAGAGGGCGUCAACGCCUCGGUCAGCUCCGAUGUGCAGUCAGUCUUCAAGGGCAAGACCUACAGCCAGCUACAGUUCAUCUUCCAGGGCAUCGAGGGCAAGAUCCAGGCCGGGGGCCCCAACCUGGACAUGGGCUACUGGGAGAGCCUGCUGCAGCAGCUCCGCGCCCACAUGGCGCGCGCCAGGUCAGCGGGCGGCGGGCCUCGGCCCUCGGGGUCUCACCUCCGUCGGGGUCUCACCCAGGGCACAGGAGCUGUCUCCCCCAGGCCUGCUGGGCCGGGGCGGGGAGCCACAGGCCAGUGCCCCUGCUGGAAGGCUCAGCGGGCAGCACAGGAAGCCCCCAGGGCCGCCUGUCCCCCGCCGUCCUUCUGCAGGCCCCACACUCUUUGUGUACAAAUUCUCAGCGAGCUUGGCCGUGUAAACACGCGCCUGCUGGCCGCUAACUGUGCGGUCGCCUCUAAAUUUAUCCUCUGCCUCGCCUGCCUGCGGCCUGUUUCCGCCCGGCUGGGCCGUUGCCCGCACGUGGACACCCUGCCGCCUUGUCCCCGGUUCACGCGCCCGCCCGCCGCAGGGGACGCGAGCGAGAGCGCGGAGGACAUCUUCUUCCGGCGGGCCAAGGAGGGCAUGGGCCAGGACGAGGCGCAGUUCAGCGUGGAGAUGCCGCUGACGGGCAAGGCGUACCUGUGGGCCGACAAGUACCGGCCGCGCAAGCCGCGCUUCUUCAACCGCGUGCACACGGGCUUCGAGUGGAACAAGUACAACCAGACGCACUACGACUUCGACAACCCGCCGCCCAAGAUCGUGCAGGGCUACAAGUUCAACAUCUUCUACCCCGACCUCAUCGACAAGCGCGCCACGCCCGAGUACUUCCUGGAGGCCUGCGCCGACAGCAGGGACUUCGCGACGCUGCGCUUCCGCGCGGGGCCGCCCUACGAGGACAUCGCCUUCAAGGUGGUGAGCCGCGAGUGGGAGUACUCGCACCGCCACGGCUUCCGCUGCCAGUUCGCCAACGGCAUCUUCCAGCUCUGGUUCCACUUCAAGCGCUACCGCUACCGGGCCCGGAGUGGGGAGCCAGCCUUGCGGGAGACAGACACCCCGAGUCCGGGGCGCUGCCGGCGCGUGGACACAGCGGGGGCUGCGGGCCGCGCGCUCCGGGCCUUCCCCGGCCGGCCUUCCUCGAGCCGCAGCGCGGGCGUGCAGGAUGUGUCACCGUCCACCAUCAGGUCCAGGAACCGAGGGUCACUGAGACGGCCUUCCUCCCACGUGGGGACAGUUGUGUUCCUUGAAGCCACCCCGGAGCCGCCUGGCUUGUCCCGUGUCUCAGACGGGGACAGCCUCUGGCCUGACAGCGGCCAGGACGGCCCCCCAGAGAGUGACCCGGCCCCCAUGUCAGCAGUGCCACGGCUGACACUCUCCCCAGGGCACUGGUCGCCUCCCAGCCCUGACUUCAGCCUCGGAGGCGUGGCCCGAAGGACUGCGCGGGGCGGGGUCCAGGCCACGCCAGCUAGUCCUGGCGCUGGAGGCCCGGGGACGCGGGGCCAGGCCCAAGUCGGCCCUCCGGCCCCAGCAGCCUCGAAGGCGACCCCAGGCCCGCGGGCCCUGCCCAGCGCCGAGGCCCGGGCGGCCACUCUCCUGCUCUCACGGCCUUGGGCUGGUGGGACCCGGCCGGAGCCCCGGAGCCCGCGCGGCCUCCCCGCGGGCCGGGGGGCGCCCACUGACCAGCAUCAGCCGGGGCGGCCGAGGGGCGUGGCCAGCGCCGGGGGCGGGCUGAUGAGACAGACGGACGGACGGAGGGAGCCGGAGAGAAGCGGACGCAGACAGACAGCGCGCGGUCGGCAGCGCGGACCCCCUCCAGGCCCCGAGGGGUCCUCGCGCCCCCCAACGGCCCCCUCCAGCCCGGGACCCCGCGCACCGGGGCAUCGGGGCCGCCGCGCCCUCCGUCUGAGCCCCAGCGACGUGGCAGCGCCGGGUCCCCUGUGCGCACGCCCCCGCCGUGACUCAGUUUCCCCAGGGGCCCCGGGGCGCCCUGCGCCCCGCGCCCCCCUCCUCCCUUCGCCCUGCGACAGCGCGGCGACCCCAGCACAGGGACCCCAGCGCAGCCCAUCGAUCACCAUCUCCAUGCCCAUCGCCAGGUAA
Ceratotherium simum simum (southern white rhinoceros) is the source of this 3387-nucleotide messenger RNA. NCBI's taxonomy places the organism in Eukaryota, Metazoa, Chordata, Mammalia, Perissodactyla, Rhinocerotidae. The record is from RefSeq and is a predicted model, not a curated record.